AUGGUUGUACUUUCAAAAUAUAAUGAAUUUACAAUUAUUAAUCAAUUAAAUGAUGAUAAUUCAAUAUUAUUUUUUAAAAUUUGGAGAAAUAUUGUAUUAAAAAAAAAGAUAUGGCAAGAUGCAAUUUUAAUAUCAAAAUAUGAUAUUCAAAAUAUUAAAGAAAUAAAACAAUUAAGAGAACAUAAAUAUAGAGAAUAUAUUAGAACAAUUAAAUUUGUUGAUCAUUUCAAUGAUUUAUUAGAAGAAGGUGAUAUUCCAAACAAUGUUUCAACAAUUGAUUUUGGUGUAGCAUUUGAUACAAGAAUUAGUGCUAGAGUUUUACCAAAUUCGCUUACAACCCUUGACUUGGGCAUACAAUUUAAUCAAUCCAUUGAUUGUGGUGUUUUACCAAAAAAUUUAAAAAAUAUUUAUUUUAGUCAUUUAUUCAAUAAACCAAUACUAGUAAACUCAAUUCCAAAUAGUGUUAAAUUAAUUGAUUUUAGAAAUUCGCCAUCGUUUAAUACUGAAAUUAAAAUUGGAUCAUUGCCAAACUCAUUAACCUCUUUAAAUUUAGGGUAUAAGUAUAAUAUUAAAUUUAAAGAAGGAGUUUUACCAAACUCUUUAAAAAAAUUAAUAAUUUCAGAAAAUUACAAUUUUCCAAUUAAAAAAGGUGAUUUACCAAAUAGUAUAACUAGUUUAACAUUGGGAAAUUAUGAUCAAAAUAUUAAAUCAGAUGAGUUACCAGAAAGUUUAAAAGUUUUAAUAAUGGGCCCACUACAAACAAAACAAAUUGAAAUUUCAAAUUUGAAAUAUAUUGAAAAAUUGACAUUAUCAGAUUACUAUGAUGUUCAAUAUAAAGAUUUUCCAAAAUCUUUAAAAAUUUUAAAUUUAGCUUAUAAAUAUAAUAAACCAAUUUUACCAAAUUCUAUUGACAAUAUUACUGAAAUUACAUUUGGUAGUGAAUUUAAUCAACCUAUUGAAUUGAGUACAUUCAAGUCAAUUAAGAAAUUAGUAUUUGGUGCUAGAUUUAAUCAGGAAUUGAAGCCAUAUACUUUGAAUGAUGGUAUUGAGAGUUUAUCAUUUGGUUAUUUUUAUAAUAAAAAAUUUCAAUCAAAUAGUUUACCAUCGACAUUAACUUAUUUAAAACUUGGUAGAGAAUUUAAUCAAAUAGUUGAGCCUGGUAUAUUCCCAAACUCAAUCAAACAUUUAAUCUAUAGUAAUUUAAAUAAAUCACCAUUGACCAUUGGUAUAUUACCAUCAUCACUUGAAACUUUAGAAUUUUUAUUUUUCAAUGCACCAAUUGAGCCAUUUUCAAUUCCAAAUGGUUGUAAAAAGAUUAUUUUAAGUUCACAAUUUCAAAAUCAUUCAAUUUCAAAUAAUGUUAUACCAAAUACUUGUACUGAAUUAACAAUUUCUGAAUUAUAUAAAAGAGAAUUAUUAGAUUUAAAUUCAUUACCAAAAGGUUGUAAAUUACUAUAUGCUUUAUUAAUUAAUUAA
This is a messenger RNA of Dictyostelium discoideum AX4, 1476 nucleotides long. RefSeq lists its product as hypothetical. NCBI's taxonomy places the organism in Eukaryota, Evosea, Eumycetozoa, Dictyosteliales, Dictyosteliaceae. Bases 1 to 1476 code for a protein of 491 amino acids. The transcript has a single exon. The record is from RefSeq and is a predicted model, not a curated record.